Messenger RNA from Pseudophryne corroboree (corroboree frog), 6894 nucleotides. RefSeq names its product CUGBP Elav-like family member 2 (gene CELF2). Bases 194 to 1855 code for a protein of 553 amino acids. Gene Ontology annotation, biological process: regulation of alternative mRNA splicing, via spliceosome; mRNA splice site recognition. The transcript is spliced from 16 exons. Lineage: Eukaryota; Metazoa; Chordata; Amphibia; Anura; Myobatrachidae. The record is from RefSeq and is a predicted model, not a curated record. Gene Ontology annotation, molecular function: mRNA 3'-UTR binding. Gene Ontology annotation, cellular component: ribonucleoprotein complex; cytoplasm; nucleus.
GCAGUAGAUUUCAGAAGGGAUUGGAGGAAAACAAGAGGGGGAGAGAAUGUGACAACUGCCGGCUCUGGCUGCUGCCUUGGGGAGGCCUCCCGCACCUGUCCCUGCCUGUCUCUUGGCCAGCACUCUUGUUGAAUCAGACAAGCAGAGAAACAUUCUUAUUUGCCAGAGCAGAACGGCGUGCAGAAGCAAGAACAUGACUUCUUCAUUCAAGCUGGAUUUUCUCCCUGAUAUGAUGGUCGAUAGCCGUUUGCUAGUUUCUGACAGAAUUAACGGUACAACCAACAAGAUGAAUGGAGCUUUGGAUCACUCCGAUCAGCCAGACCUAGAUGCCAUUAAGAUGUUUGUUGGUCAGAUUCCACGUUCGUGGUCAGAAAAAGAACUCAAAGACCUUUUUGAGCCUUAUGGAGCUGUCUAUCAGAUCAAUGUCUUACGAGACAGAAGUCAGAAUCCGCCCCAAAGUAAAGGUUGUUGUUUCGUAACAUUUUAUACAAGAAAAGCCGCACUGGAAGCACAGAAUGCAUUGCACAAUAUUAAAACUUUACCUGGGAUGCAUCAUCCUAUUCAGAUGAAACCUGCAGAUAGUGAAAAGUCAAAUGCUGUGGAAGACAGAAAAUUGUUCAUAGGAAUGGUUUCGAAGAAGUGUAACGAGAACGAUAUCAGGGUGAUGUUUUCUCCAUUUGGUCAAAUAGAAGAAUGCAGAAUCCUACGGGGACCUGAUGGACUGAGUCGAGUGCCCAGCAGCAAUAUGGAAUCUAGCAGAGCAAGUCAACACUGCUGUGCGUUUGUUACAUUUUCUACAAGGGCAAUGGCACAGAAUGCAAUCAAAGCCAUGCACCAGUCUCAGACCAUGGAGGGGUGUUCUUCACCAAUAGUGGUGAAGUUUGCUGAUACCCAGAAAGACAAGGAACAGAGGCGUCUACAGCAGCAGUUAGCACAACAAAUGCAACAGCUUAAUACUGCCACAUGGGGGAACCUCACUGGACUCGGAGGGCUUACCCCACAGUACUUAGCACUCCUGCAGCAAGCCACCUCUUCUAGUAACCUGGGUGCAUUUAGCGGUAUUCAGCAAAUGGCUGGCAUGAAUGCUUUGCAAUUACAGAAUUUGGCUACUUUAGCAGCUGCAGCAGCCGCAGCCCAAACCUCAGCUACCACCAAUGCAAAUCCUCUCUCCACAACGACUAGCGCACUGGGAGCGCUAACAAGCCCGGCACACCAUUGGUUUAAACCAGAAUUGCCUGGAUCAACUAACUCAUCUGCUGGAGCUGCCAUGAAUUCGCUGACAUCUCUAGGCACUCUACAGGGAUUGGCUGGGGCCACCAUGGGAUUGAAUAAUAUUAAUGCACUAGCAGGUACCGUAAACAUUGCUCAAAUGCUCUCAGGUAUGGCUGCUCUGAAUGGAGGACUCGGCGCCGCAGGCUUGACGAAUGGAACGGCUGGUACAAUGGAUGCCCUCACCCAGGCCUACUCGGGAAUUCAGCAGUAUGCCGCGGCGGCACUGCCAACACUUUAUAGUCAGAGCUUGCUACAACAACAGAGUGCUGCAGGCAGUCAGAAGGAAGGCCUCCUUUUCUCUUCCUCUCAAGGCCCGGAAGGAGCAAAUCUCUUUAUUUAUCAUCUUCCCCAAGAGUUUGGUGACCAGGACAUCUUGCAGAUGUUUAUGCCUUUUGGAAAUGUUAUCUCUGCUAAAGUCUUCAUUGACAAACAGACCAAUCUGAGCAAGUGCUUUGGCUUUGUUAGCUAUGACAAUCCUGUGUCUGCACAAGCUGCUAUUCAGGCGAUGAACGGCUUUCAGAUCGGCAUGAAACGCUUGAAAGUUCAGCUGAAACGCUCCAAAAAUGACAGCAAACCGUACUGAUUUUAACCCCAGAAGCUUUCUGCUCUUAUUUUAGCUUUUUUAGGGUAAGUCCCAUGAGCCAGCCUAUUCUCCACUGGUGGCUGAGGAGGAAAACAUUGCCAACACACACCAAGAGAGACAAUUAUUUUUACAUUAAAAGCUUCCAUUCCCUUCUACCCUGGCCCCCUGGUCUUGCCACUUACUCUGGCUAUAUUUUCUUACCCAGAAUCAAGCAAGUUGUGUAAUAAUGUUCUGUUCCACUUUUCAUUUGCCUAUAUUUAUUUUUUCUUUAUGUUUGAUAUCUUCAGAUUUACAGUGGCAGCAAAACAAUGUACAAUUACACUCUGCAAUUGCUGGUGCCAUAAAAUAAUAAAUAUAGAUGUGUCCUCAUACACUGUGGCUACAGUCCUGCAAAACAGCCCCUCUCGGAACACCAGGUCCUGUGUGACUCGCCGCACCAAGCAUCUUAUUCUCUCAAAAUCUGUGUCUUAUUCACACUAAUAAAACAACCGGGCAGUGACAAAACUACUUAGAUAGACUCCACUUAUCAAUUUGAUGUCUGACAUUUGUACAUCUGUGUACGAAUGAGUCUGAAUCUAUGUACAAUAUGCAGCGACGCAACAGCAGCUGCUUUUUCUCACACAAAGUUCUGUUGUUCUUCAUCUACAACUUUGUAUAUGUUUCAAACUAAUUCUUGUGCAGUUAAAUUCGCAGCCCAGUGUCUCUAGUACAGAAUGUGUGGAGUUUCGAUGUGUCAGCAAAGCAAAUAAGUUGCAAAAAUGUAAAGACAGGGUCGCUACAUUACACCACUCAAUGCGGCUGUCGCGCCAGGCAUCUUGCACCUGCAUGGUGUUUUGAGGCUUGGUGUAUAAGGACACAUCUGUAAAUGUAACACAAGUAAAGGUUUCAAGACCUAGUUCUACAGUAAAAUAGUGACAUUACCAGUUAGGAGGCUAGUGUAGUGACCUAAUAUGACAGUAUUGCCAAGCUACGCAUAUUUUAUUUUUGUUCAUUUAUUUAUAUAUUUGUUCGCUUAUUUAAGGAACACUCUCACACACAGACAAAAAGAAAGUCCUUCCACUUCGUCAAAUUAUUUUAAAAGGUUUUAGUUUGACUUAAGUAAACUAUAUUAUGGACCAGAAAUUGCUGGUCUCUAUGUUGCUAUGAUGAUAAGUUGGGUUAAUUUAUUUAUUUAUUUAAUUAAUUAUUUAUGUAUGUUGUUAUUUAUUAUUAUACUAUCAAUAUGUUUGGAAAAGAUGUGUGUCAAAAAAAAAAAGUCUUGGAGAACUGUUUCUAAAGCUACAGGGUUUAAAAAUAACUAAAGUGAGUGAAUAUACUUGAUGUUUCUUGAGAGAUAAAUUUAAUAAUAAAGGAAGCCACAGGCCUGUAAAUUUUAUUUGUAAAAAAACAUUUCUAUUUUUGUACAAAAAUUUUUACUGCCUCAGAAAUAAUGGGAGUUAUUUAUUGUUAACUUAUUGGAUAUCUAAAGAGAAGUUCUCAGUGCUAGAUAGAUACCUUUUGAAAUAGACUCUAGAGUAACAAAAUAUUAAUAAUAAUAUAAUAAGUUUUUAUUUUUAGGUCAAACACUCAUUGUGCACAAACCACUCUUUCGUUUCUAUGUUUUGUUUGGUUAUUUUUGUUUCCAUUGCGUAGUGAAAGAUUUGUCCCGUGACAUAUCUGUUGUGUGGCAUAUGUUCAAAAUGGCCGCUUUCCCCCUUCUGUAACCCUUCCUUUGCUCCCCAAAGCAAUCCAUCUGCAGUUACUCUAACUAGAUGGUUUAUUUUGGGCUGUUCAUUGUGCUUUGUGUAAACUAUAUCCUAUAUAUUUAUAGAUGAAUGUGAAUUAUGGAAUGCAUAUAGAUUCUAAUAACUACAAAGAUUUGCUUUGCAUUUUAUUCCUACACUGGUUAACCUAUUCAGUGCUGGAAGUACAGCUGCAUUUCUAUUUAAUGCACUACUGGUACAAAUCAACACUGAUGGGCUUAAAAAGUGAUUUUGUUUCUGCUGCAUAGAUUCUGUGUAACUUUAUACUCUUCCUUGUUUUUUUUCCCUAGAACAUCUUCAUGCCUGUUAGUUCACCGUUUGCCUAGCAUGUCCCUGUGGCGUCUAAAAAAAAAAAAGUUUCAUCGUCCCGUCAUUGUUUCUGAUGUCUUUCUGACCUCACAUCAUAUUUGAUCCUACAACUGACUUAGUUUGACUUCUGAAAUUUGCAUGUGAUCUCAUCUAGCUAUGAAUUCUGGGAAAAAGUGUGAAAAGCAUUGCAGCGUUCACGCAAGACUGAUAUUUACUAUAAGAUAAAUUAUAGAGAAAAAAAAGGACAAAAACCUGUGGCAAAAAAAGUUUUCUCUUUUUUCUUCUUCUUUUCUUUCUUUAUGUUUUGUUUCAUAACAUAAACAGACUUGAAAGUAUUACACAGGGAUUAGCAUUCUGUCUGGUCACUGUUUCCUAAAGCAAUAUGUGUCCAGGUAUACAGAAUGUUGGUUUCUAAAUGAAGCAGACAACUUCCACAACAGUUUGAGAAAAACUGUCUGAUUUUAAGUCUCUAGAGCUCUGUAAUAGUUUUUACAUUUUUCAGGCAGUGUAAAGUUUUUUGAUAAGGCCAUUUUAGGUGGCUCACUUUCUCAUUAAAUUAUAUAUAUAGAACCACUUUUUUGUAGAUUAGUAUAAGAAAAUAUUUACCCUGUUUUGGGGCAAAUGCUACCUAGUUCUGUCACCUUUUGCUGAACUGACUCACAGUUAGACAAUCCAUGGUUUAAUGCACAUGAAAUUACCUAUAUUUUAUACUGUUUAAAUGUACAGAAAAGAAGGUAAAUGUAUAAUGUGUCAGGUUGGUGCUUCUGUGAUUUUAGUUGUGGCUUCACUAAGUCUUAAGAGUCUUCAGUGUUCUAUGUUUAAUAAGUUUAAAAAAAUAUAUAUUGGUUUACUUGAACUAAAAUAAUUUUCUGAAAUAAAAAGUCUGUUUGCUAUGAUUUCAUGUGAAACAAAAACUAUUCCAGAAAAAUAAGUUUUGUGUUGGCUUGUAAAGCAUUGGUGUUCUUUUUUUCUAUUGUGGGGAAACUUAGAUGUGUUUGUGUUCAGCAAAAUGUGACCUGUUUUUUUUCUUCUAAAGAAAAAAAAUCAGUGAAAUAACAGUGCCAAAUUCCAAAGGUACUUCCUGCCUAAAGCUUCAGUGUAUUUCGUGUACGAAGUAAUUUGAUAACAUGGGUAUUUUAUUAUGUGUUUUGUAUAAAUCCCUUCUAUUUAAAAAAAAAAGAGAGGUUACAAAGUUUGUUAACUUGCUAUCCUGUGGUCUUGUUGCCUGAAAUUGUUAUUGUUUGUUAUAUCUCUUUGAUGUUUUUGGUAAAACAUUGUAUACAGUAAGUGCCCAUGUUCCACUUUUUUAGCCACUCUGCACAUCAAAUCUGUGAAAGCAAACCUCAUAACUGUACUUUCUUCAUGGUCUGUGGAUGUCUUCAUGGUGAGGAAGUGUUGAACUGCUAUUCCUUUUAAGCACACUGUCCUAGAGAAUCAGGGUAUAUAAAUAAACACACAUGGUUUAUAACGCAUGCCCAUACAGUUUAUGUAGAACUUCCAAGACAUCCAUUUUCCUGGUAUCACAGUGUGAAUUUUACAAUGCAAUGGAUGCCUAUUUCAGAAACACACAAUUAUACAGUAUACUGCAUUGAAAAGUGCCAUACUUGUUAUUACUCACUUGUCUCCAUCCUCCACAUGUCAGCAACAUUAUACUAACAAUGUAUUUCAUGUCCUCUCUUUUGUUAAUGGAAAACUUAAAGCAUAGCUGACAUUCAUUACUAAUGGCACAAAUGUAAGGUUGAUUUAAGGUGGACACUUCCUUUUCUUCUCAACUAUUAUAAUAUUUGAUUACUAAUGCAGUGCCUCAUUUAUAAGACUCAGCAAACCCAGUAUAAGAAUACUAGUAGAAACCCCUAUGUACAGUAAAUUUGGUAAACUAAUUUAUAUACUGGUCCUUUACGUCUCUACUCCUGGGUCCUACCAGAAUUAUUUGAGGGCUAUUUUUGUAUUAGAAAUUAACAAAGAAUAUGACUAAAUUAUAUCUUUAUGCAAUUCUAGGAAUAUAUGUAUAGAGAUAUAUAAUAUAAAACACAUAUUUUUGUUACGUAGAUUUAUGCAGAUUUGGAUGCAUUUCAGAAUAGAGAACAAUACUGUUACUUAUCUGAUACCAAUUUCUUAUGUCAUUACAAUGUAUUUCUUAUAAGAAUUUUAUUCAAAAUAGGUGGGGUUUAAAAAUGUUUUAGUAAACUUUUAGUAAUGCUUAAUAUCCAUUUCUUAAUCUCCUUUUACAGUAGAACAAUCAGGGUACUUGUUAUUUCAUUAAGCAAAAAAUGGUUUAUAUACAAUAAUUUAAACAAAGUGAUGAACCAGUCAGUCAGUCACUGGGAUAAACAGAUUGUCCUACUGUAUAUAGAAGAUAGUGUCCAGCACUGAUGCAGUUAAUCACUAGGUUCGCACUGAAGAGACAUUGCUUAAAGGACUAAUAUGUUCAACUUUUCUUUCACCACGAGAUUCUAGUUUUUUGGCUUGUGUAACUCUAAUGUCAUAUUAACUGUUCUGUUUUUAUUAUCUCAAGUGCUAAAUACAAAUAAGAAAAAAACUUGUAGUUUCAUAACAUUUUAGAGCUACUUCAUACAAAAGAAAUGUAUUUGUGUUUCUUUUUUGUGCUGUGAGAAUUGUCAUUUGUAGAUUAACUAAGAACUCAUUCUGUUUCGAAUUACAAAUAGUUUUUAAGUAUCGUCUGAGAAAAGCCAAAGUUACUGCAAUUUUAGUGGAAACUGUAAGAUCAUUUAAGUAUUGUUUAUGUUUUAUUGAUGCAUUUUGGUUCUGUUGUGUGAUGGAAUUUUAGCCAAAAAAAAAAAGAAAACAAAAAAACAGGCUUUCCUAUUUCUACUAACUGAUUGUACUUAUGCAUUUUGUACCAGUGCAACAUUUUAUACUGGAGAUUAAAAAAAAUGAAAGGAAAAGUUGUGGCUUACUCUUGAAGGCCCGAUCAUGAACGAUUUUGAGUUUGAUUUCUGACUGGUAUAAAGAAUGGGGGUUUUGCUU